Iphiclides podalirius (scarce swallowtail) is the source of this 792-nucleotide messenger RNA. Lineage: Eukaryota; Metazoa; Arthropoda; Insecta; Lepidoptera; Papilionidae. The record is from the annotation of a GenBank genome assembly.
AUGGAAGGAGUUAAUAUUAAGGCGCCCCAGCCCAGAGAUGAGAGGGGAGGAAAACCAACCAACAGAAAAGACUUUAUGGACCUGAUUUUGGAGUUAAGGCAAAAAGGAAAUAUUGAAGGAAAAAACUUUGGCGAUGAUAAGUUGAAUUCAGUUGAGCUGACUGAAAGUGUAAUUGCGGCUCAGUCGUUUGUAUUCUACGUGGGUGGCUAUGGAACUAGUGCAACCACAAUUACCUACAUGCUAUAUGAGCUUGCAAAAAAUCCACAUAUUCAAGACAGAGUUGUAGCGGAAAUCGAUGAAGUUUUGGCACGAUACAAUGGUGAAAUAAGCUAUGAAGCUUUAAGUGAACUAACUUACAUGGACCAAACGUUCAGUGAAACUCUUCGAAAAUACCCGAUUAUAGAUCCUCUACAACGAAACGCACAGAGUGACCUUAAGCUCCCAGGCACUAAUGUUACUAUUAGAAAGGGUCAAACUGUGCUUGUGCCACUGUGGGCGAUCCACCGUGAUCCCAAAUACUAUCCCAAUCCAGAAAAAUUCGAUCCCGAAAGGUUUUUGCCCGAAAAUGAACAAAACAGGCAUCCCUGCGCUUAUAUGCCCUUUGGUACCGGACCCAGAAAGUGUAUUGGAACGCGAUUUGCCAAAGUCCAAUCCAAGGUGUGCAUCACGAAGCUAUUGUCAAAAUUUCGAGUGGAGCCAUCCAAGAACACAUUGAUUAAAAUGAACUACGAUCCAAUGCGUUUAAUAAUUAGUCCCGCUGGAGGAAUUCCGUUAAAUAUUGUACGACGCAAA